GAACAGUGGCCAGCGGCAUGAAGAUCUCGGGCUAUGCUGCCACCACCCAAGGCAUCCUUUUAGAAGGUUCCAAGCUGGCAGAUGGCAACGGCCUUGUUGCCGUCUCCUGCCCUAUUCCAACCCAGUUCACACCGUUGGCAACUGCCUCACAAGACACUGCUGCGGAUCCCAUUCCCACCAGAGCUGCCACCAAGAAGGCGGGCUGGGAAGCCACGGAGUAUCAUGCGCCGCUGUGGCUGGAGCCGGGUCAGUACCCUAUGGACUUGGACCUGGGUCCCACGGAGCCCCCCUGA
This is a messenger RNA of Cladocopium goreaui, 293 nucleotides long. The record is from the annotation of a GenBank genome assembly. NCBI's taxonomy places the organism in Eukaryota, Dinophyceae, Suessiales, Symbiodiniaceae.